Molecule: messenger RNA, 3089 nt
Organism: Osmia lignaria (orchard mason bee)
Lineage: Eukaryota; Metazoa; Arthropoda; Insecta; Hymenoptera; Megachilidae
Gene: Mtp
Product: microsomal triacylglycerol transfer protein
Biological process (GO): lipid transport; lipoprotein metabolic process
Cellular component (GO): Golgi apparatus; basolateral plasma membrane; endoplasmic reticulum
Molecular function (GO): lipid binding
Source: RefSeq, a predicted model, not a curated record
GAAUUUACGUUUCACAAAUCAACAUUUCCAAGACUCUUUGUUCACCAAGCGACAUUCAAGUCAUUUUCUUGUUCCCAGUCGAUGUAAAUCGCGUCGCGUGCUCAACUAGAGCAGUCGAAAUUACAUUUAACUAGUGAUCUUGAAAGAAACUACCCUUUUUAGAAACAUUUUAUGUUUUGAAAGUGAGAACUCGAAGUAUUAGUGACUGGAAAAAUGAAUUUUGAAUUCGUUUUGUAGAAAGCAAAAGGAGAAGAAGACGACACGGAACCACGUAAAACGCGAAGAGUCGAGGGUAGUAGGCACGAGGAAGGUCGUCCCGGAGGUACGAGCAGAAGAUGGCAUGCCCGGAAAGGCCGGCCACAGUGCUCACCGUCUCCCUCGUCUACCUUCUGGCACUCUUCGGUUCCUACUGUCAAAUGGCACCAGCUGUGGUUGGAGCCACCAAAGGCUGGGGCGUGGGAGAUAGUCUAAAGUACAAAUUGACGACGACCUUGCUCUUCAGCGAGGCUGCUCCCACGAAAUCCAGCGGGGACGUUGGCUUUAGAUUGACUGGUGAACUUGAUCUAGCAGCCGUUUGGAAGAAUCCUGACGACCACGCGAGCUUCUUGUUGAGAAUUCAGCUUGUAUCGCCGCAACUAUGGAUCAAAUCCCGAAGAGCUCCAGAGCCAGAAGGUUUCGUGGAACAUUCUUCCAGCAUAGGCAAGGUCGUCGAAAAGCCUGUAUUGAUCUUCUGGAGGAAAGGCGAAAUCCAAUCAGUCUUCAUGGACGCUUCGGAGAGCGUGUCUUCGGCAAAUCUGAAGCGCGGUCUGGCCAGUCUCUUUCAAAACGCAAUGUUCGGCGAAGGUGUUCAAGAACGAGACGCUUCCGGUCUCUGCAACGUAACGUAUCGUCAGCUUGAUACGAAAAUCGUGGAAAAACGGAAGACGUUUUGCGAACAAAACAGUCUGCCAGCCAGAAAACGACAUCCGAAUCCACUUUUCGACGUGAAAAUAACGAGCACACGCAAUGCCACUUACGAGCCCUUGGCUCAAUUUCUGCCAUACAAGGUCCGGGAGGAAGAGAGGCAUAAAAUGACACUGACUGCGAGGUCGGAUAUGGGAACCAUAGUCACGUCUGAGAGGACACUUGAGAUGAUUGAUGCUACGGAAGUGAAAAGCGUGCAAGCUGAUACCUUGAAACAAGCUGUGGCUGCAGUGUUACCUGGAGCCAGGGAAGUGAACAUUGAACUUCAAUUGGAACCGUCCAUCUGUCCAGACAGUGGCUGCCCAACGAUUGAAGGAACGAUCGAAGAAUAUCGCAGUGUCUUAGAGGCCAACUCCCUGGGCACCGGAAAGUCCGCUUCAGCGUUCCUGAAGCUGGUACCUCUAGUCAAAUCCGCUACAGGGGAAGAAUUGUUCAAGCUACUAAAAAGUCCGCGAUAUCGUCAAUUGAAACCACAAUUAUUAGACAUACUUGGUUCAGCAUCAACAUUACCAGGUCAUCAGGCAGCUAUGAAGAUCCUCAGACAGGAUGAAAUAGGAGACGACACUGAAAGAUACCUCUGGGCUCUGUCGUUGUCACCAACCCCGAACGCAAACGUCGCCAAGGACAUCCUGAAACGAUCAGAAGAAACGAUACCUAAUGACAAGGUAUCAGAAACUAUAGCCCUAACCGCAGCAGCGAUGGCUCGUCACCUGAAAUCACCAGCCGCCAUUGAGAAUGCGAGGCUCAGUUUAGAGCUAGGUCUAGAGAGUUGCACCGGAGAAGACUGCCAGCUGAAGUUCCUUCGAGCCCUGAGGAACCUCCGAAGUGAAGCCGCCAUCCCAACACUCCUGCGAUUCUCAACCAGCGAGAGCAGGGCUCUUAGUGUUGCAGCCUGGCGAGCACUGGCUGCCCUUCCAAAAGACUCCAUCACUGCCGAAGUGAAAGAUACAGCUAGACGGGUGUUCUACCAGAUGGGCGGACCUAAAAGGGACAGCAGUAUUAGAACUCUGGCACUGGACAUCAUUCUGGAGACCAAACCAUCAAAGAAGGAUGUGGAACACCUGGUGGAAUACUUAGCAGGCACAGAUCCAGCUUACGAGAUCCGAAAGUACCUCAAUGUUCGACUGGAACAGUUAUCCAAAAAGGACCCUCAAUUAAACAUGUACUUGAUGGAGACCUUAGAGACUGCGGGGAAGAACGUAGUAAACUAUAAUGUGUUCUCGCAAAAAGGUCUAAGUACUGCUUUCACUAGGGACUUCUUAAAAUCAGCAGACAGUAACGGAUCCUUGGUGACUGUCCAAGAGAUCAAUUCAGGACUGCUGAAACGUGGGGUAGUCGACGUAGUUCUUGAAGUAGAUAGACACGAAGAGGCUCUCUUUUCUCUUGGACUGUUUGCUGGUGGUCUAGGAAGCUUUGUUUCAAGCAGUAGCCAGGAAGAAGACACUCAGGAUGAUGAACCAACUACUGCAGGCAUGGAGAUAGACUAUCUGGGUGUAGGCAUUAGGCCUUUCGUUUUUUUCUCGGGUCAGGGAGAAUUGAUGGGUCAUGUAUGGUCCGGUACUGCCUCUGAACGAACUCCAGCCUUCCAGGCACUGACUUCUGUACACAGUCACAAUGAAUACAUUCCAUUGACCUCUGGACUGGUGGCUGAGGUUGAUGUCCAGGGCGCAGUCAGCUUCGAUCUGGCUGGGCAGAUUCAACUGAGUCUUUGGUCCAGGAAUGCACAGUCCUUGGUGGAUCUGAAGGCUGGUGUGGUGAUUCAGGGUGGAACAAAGGUGCGGUCGGACUUUGUACAAAGUAUGGCAGAAUUCUCGAUGACGAUGGAGCCGAAGUUAGAAUUGGCCACUGAUGUGGACUUCUCUGGACCGGUGUCAUUGUGCAUGAGACUCAGUCAACCAGCGAAUACCGUCAAGUACCAGGUGUAUAAGGUCGAAAGAGUGGCUGGAAGCAGGCAUAAAUUGAGAAAGACUAGGAGGAUGAGGCUGCACAGUCCAGGCAGGUCUUACCUGUUGAACAGGAAGAACAACGAAAUGUGUUCCAAGGUGUUUAGUUAAUUACUGAAGACUGUUCGUAUUGUGAAUCUGAAGAAGUGUAUGAAGACAGUUAUUGAAAAUGUUCUUUUUUUU